Manis pentadactyla (Chinese pangolin) is the source of this 6819-nucleotide messenger RNA. It is a transcript of the gene JAKMIP2, whose product is annotated as janus kinase and microtubule interacting protein 2. The record is from RefSeq and is a predicted model, not a curated record. Lineage: Eukaryota; Metazoa; Chordata; Mammalia; Pholidota; Manidae. The transcript has 22 exons. The coding region runs from base 375 to 2837 and encodes 820 amino acids. Gene Ontology annotation, molecular function: kinase binding; microtubule binding.
GGGAGCAGGCCCAGCGGCGGGGCUGCCGCUCCUGCCUUCCAGCGGCCGGCGCUCUAGCGGGUCCGGGAGGGUGGUGCCUCUUCGCGCUGUCGGGAGACGGGGGCGGAGAAUCCCAGCCGCCGCUGCUGAUGCUGGGCUUGGAGGCUGCAUCCGACUGGGUCGCGAGGAAAAUGGAUUCAGUUCGCAUCUCUCCCUCCCCGCAGCAGCUUCCCCGGGUCUCAGCACGGGCUUCCAGGGCGGCGGCCGAGGAGGGCUUCCCCAGGAGCGCCACGCAGUAGCUGCUGCAACACCACACGCGGGGGUGAGGAGCAGUAACAUGGCAGCUCCCGUCUGAGAGGAAUUAAAAACCAGCAGACCCCACUCAGCAAGGAACAAUGUCCAAGAAAGGGCGCAGUAAGGGCGAGAAGCCCGAGGCGCUCACGGUCGCCCUGCAGGCUGCCAACGAAGACCUCAGGACCAAGCUCACCGACAUCCAGAUCGAGCUGCACCAGGAGAAGUCCAAGGUGACCAAGCUUGAGAGGGAGAAGGCCCAGGAGGCGAAGAGGAUCCGCGAGCUGGAGCAGCGCAAGCACACGGUGCUGGUGAGCGAGCUCAGGGCCAAGCUCCACGAGGAGAAGAUGAAGGAGCUGCAGGCCGUGCGGGAGAACCUGCUCAAGCAGCACGAGCAGGAGAUGCACAGGACGGGGAAGGUGCGGGACGCCGAGGUCCAGAGGCUCCGGGCGGCGCUGUGCGCGCUCCGCGACGGCGGCGGCGACAAGGCGAGGAGCGCGCUCACCGCCGAGGCCCGGGAGGAGGCCCGCAGACUCUUCGACGCCGAGCGCCUCAAGCUCCUGCAGGAGAUCGCGGACCUGAAGGCGUCCAAGAAGCAGGUGGACGAGGCCCUGAGCAACAUGAUCCAGGCGGACAAAAUCAAGGCCGGGGACCUUCGCAGCGAGCACCAGUCCCACCAGGAGGCCAUCUCCAAGAUCAAGUGGGAGUCGGAGCGGGACAUUCGGAGGCUGAUGGAUGAAAUCAAAGCCAAGGACAGGAUCAUCUUUUCCCUGGAAAAGGAACUGGAGACCCAAACAGGCUACGUACAGAAACUCCAGCUGCAGAAGGAGGCCUUGGACGAGCAGCUCUUCCUGGUCAAGGAGGCCGAGUGCAACAUGAGCAGCCCGAAGCGAGAGAUCCCAGGGCGGGCGGGCGAUGGCUCCGAGCACUGCAGCAGUCCUGAUUUGCGAAGAAAUCAAAAGAGAAUAGCUGAAUUGAAUGCCACUAUAAGAAAAUUAGAAGACAGAAACACCUUGCUUGGAGAUGAAAGAAAUGAAUUGUUAAAACGUGUGCGGGAAACCGAAAAACAAUGCAAACCUCUUCUGGAACGGAACAAGUGCCUCGCCAAGAGAAACGAUGAGCUGAUGGUGUCUCUGCAGCGCAUGGAAGAGAAGCUAAAAGCCGUUACCAAGGAGAAUUCAGAAAUGAGAGAAAAAAUAACAUCCCAUCCACCACUGAAGAAACUAAAAUCUCUGAAUGACCUCGAUCAAGCUAAUGAAGAACAAGAGACAGAAUUUCUAAAACUUCAGGUCAUUGAGCAACAAAACAUUAUUGAUGAGCUCACAAGGGACAGAGAAAAGCUUAUCCGCAGGAGGAGGCACAGAAGAAGUUCCAAGCCCAUCAAGAGGCCUGUUUUGGACCCAUUUAUUGGGUAUGAUGAGGACUCCAUGGAUUCAGAGACAUCGUCCAUGGCUUCGUUUAGAACAGACCGAACACCGGCUACUCCUGACGAUGACUUAGAUGAAAGUUUAGCAGCUGAGGAAUCUGAGCUACGAUUUCGACAAUUAACAAAAGAAUACCAGGCCCUCCAAAGAGCAUAUGCUCUCCUGCAGGAACAGACCGGAGGCAUCAUCGAUGCUGAAAGAGAAGCCAAGGCCCAAGAACAGCUCCAAGCAGAGGUGCUAAGGUACAAAGCCAAAAUUGAAGAUCUGGAGGCGACCCUGGCUCAGAAAGGGCAGGAUUCACACUGGGUAGAAGAUAAACAACUUUUCAUUAAGAGAAACCAGGAGCUUUUAGAAAAGAUAGAAAAACAGGAUGCAGAAAAUCACCGGUUACAACAGGAACUACAGGAUGCCAGAGACCAGAAUGAGCUGCUGGAGUUUCGAAACCUAGAGCUAGAAGAAAGAGAGAGGCGAUCCCCUCCAUUUAAUCUACAAAUUCACCCAUUCUCAGACGGUGUGAGCGCUCUGCAGAUUUACUGUAUGAAAGAAGGUGUCAAGGAUGUGAACAUCCCUGAUCUCAUAAAGCAGCUUGAUAUCUUGGGUGAUAAUGGGAAUUUAAGAAAUGAAGAACAAGUGGCCAUAAUUCAGGCCAGCACUGUGCUGUCCUUGGCAGAGAAGUGGAUCCAGCAGAUCGAAGGAGCAGAGGCUGCCCUGCACCAGAAAAUGAUGGAAUUGGAAAGUGACAUGGAACAGUUCUGCAAAAUAAAAGGCUAUCUGGAGGAAGAACUAGACUACAGAAAACAAGCUCUCGACCAAGCAUACAUGAGAAUCCAGGAACUAGAGGCUACUUUGUACAAUGCUCUGCAGCAAGAAACUGUUAUCAAGUUUGGUGAAUUAUUAAGCGAAAAACAGCAAGAGGAGUUGAGGACAGCAGUAGAAAAGUUGCGGCGGCAGAUGCUGCGCAAGAGCAGAGAGUAUGACUGCCAGAUUCUUCAGGAGAGGAUGGAGCUUCUGCAGCAAGCCCACCAGAGAAUUCGUGACUUGGAAGAUAAAACAGACAUCCAGAAAAGACAGAUAAAGGACUUAGAAGAAAAGUUUCUGUUUCUAUUCUUGUUCUUCUCUCUUGCCUUUAUUCUCUGGCCUUGAUGUCAAGAAGCCUCUUAAAGAGCAACCGAAAACACGGAUAAGACCCCAGGAAGGCAAAUGCUUCUAAACCUUCAGAGAUGGCAGAAAUGUUUACAGCAGAGAGACGAAGGGCAAAGGCUAAGAACUACACUGUAGCCAGGACUACAAGUGUGUAUUUUAAAGCCAUUAUUCAAGGUUUCUUACUUGACAGUCCCUACACGACCCUGUUGAAAAUCUACAAUAUAUGCUGCAUUUAAGGAAACGUGUAUAUGUCAAACCAGAAGAAAAGAACCAUAAACAUGUAUUGUGUAAAGGAAAAAUUCAGCAAUGGAAACAGUUUCAGCAAAUCAAGCAAAGAUGUGUCUUGGGCAUGGAACCAAAGUUACAAAGCAACAUUCUACCCCUGCUGUGCAGGGGGGGUCAUUUUAAUGUAACGCCACACCCCAUGGAAACACUAGUCCUGAAAUAAACAUCAUUUUAAAAAAUCAAAGCAAAACAAACAAAAAAAAAUCAAAACAAGGGUGGGUGGGGAAUGAAGCACGAGGAAUACCUAUGAGGAGCUAUUUACAAUAAAAUAUUUCAUUUGAAAAGUCUGGUUUCUUACUACAGGGAUUUGCUUCUCUGUCUUUAAUAUUGUUUAAAACUCAGGAACAGAGACACCCUCCGUGUGCAUGGGAAGAGCGGCAGGUCCCGUCUGGCUGGUUUUCUGCAGAAGGCAGAGCUCGUGGAGAGCAUUCCAUGGAUGACAGAUGGGAUGCGGAUCACAGUGACUCCGACUACCUGGUAUCCAAGGCAAAGGACCCAGGCGGAUGUAACCUAAGAAGCAGAAGCAGAUUCGAUGCUUCCUCGGCCUUCUGUCGCCUCUGUGUUCUUCCACGAACAGCAGACGGAUCUCAUUCGUAUUGAAAAUUAAGAAGAUGAUGCUCUCGAUCACAAGCUCCCUGACGUGGUUCUGCUUCGAAUGCCAGUGUCGAUAGGGAACGUGGGCCAGAGAGCAUCUCUGAAUCUUUCAAAAAUACUGGUUUUCAAAUGGCUGCAUAAAAUUGCCUGCAAAUAAAUAUAUGAUUUGAGUAAAAACACAGUAGAGGCGAUAAGUAUCAUUACCAACAGUUGAAUUUGCCACAGAGCUGUGGAUAUUAAAUGAAUUUAGGUUUAUUUUUAAAGUAUCCUGAUAUGCCUAGAACAUUCUGACCUCUUGUCAUUUAGACUGAUAAUAUUUUUUUUCUCAGAGAGCUGAGAGCCACAAGGUAACUCUACUUUUUUAUAGAGAAGUAACGGUAUGUUACUGAUAAGGUCAUUUUCUACCAGAGACAAUUAGAAAACAGCUACUUUUCCUAAGUUAUGUAAUACUGAGUCUUGGACUCCGCUCUGAGAGCAAAUAAAUGUUCCUGAAAAGCUAAUUUCACACCUCAUUUACCGUCAAUAACAGAACAGCCUCAACUUUUCCAAUGGUUAAGGUUUUAUUUACAGAGCUAGAAUUCCCAUGUGUACAGACUGUGUGUAGGGACCCUGAAGCUCUAUGAAAUGCUACACAAAUCCUUCCAUACGUGACUUCAGCAUCUUAGUCUUCAGGUGUCGCACUGGCAUUGACCAAGCCAGCACAGUAACUGUAGAGAAUGUACAAGAAAAGCGAAGGGCUGGGGUCCCGUGUUUUGUUCUAUUUACUGCCUACCCAGGUAUCUUUGGCCCAGUCACUGAACCUCUCUGUGCCUCAGUUUCCUCAUGUGCAAAAUGAGGUUAAAAUGCUUUUUCAUAAAAGGUUGGGUUUAUUUGUUGUUUUGGAAGUUUGUUUUUGUUUUUGUUUUCUGCAAUUCUAGAACAUGAGGUGCUUAACAUAGCAUGAAGUGCUUUGUAUUCAUUAUGACUGCUGUAUUAUUUGAGACUUCCUGGUUGGGAAAAAGUCCCUUAUGUGAUAAAAUAAGUGCUACUGUUUGGUUCAAUCUAAGCACUACAGCGCUGAAGCUUUCCCAUCAAACUACCUGGGACAUUACUAGCAAUAAAGAUUGGGAGGUCCAGAGCCAGAAUCUCUAAUAACCUCUAGGAAAUAGAUCAUCCCAUGUAUUGAAUAAGAAAAAUGUGUCACUUCGAUUAAGCAUCUCCUAGCUCUCCGUAUCGCCUAUGCACGCCAAACUACAGACUCCAACCAGGAAAUGAAAUUAAGGCUUGGAGUGAACUGAUAGUAUCACAUAAUUAGUCCGAUUGUCCCUUUCAUUUUGGGAGAAGGUUUGGGUGAUAAGUCCUACUGGGAAUAUACAGAAUAACUACCCUUCUGCUGAAUUCUCUGUUGCCCUGGCAAAGUUCCAUAUUAAGUAUGCUUAGUAUGUUCAUUGUGUGGGCAACCCAGGAAAUAGGGGGCCAGGACCAUCUGGGAGGAAACCCCUUCAAACCUCACUCAGAACAGAGAAGAGGAAAUGGGGUGUGGGGGAGAUAUCUCCCACGUCUCCAACUUUUCUCUGCCACUGUUCAUGGGCCAUUCCAGGGUCCAGCUGAGCAAAAUCGCGUGCCAUUCAUCUCACCAAACCUACUUUUCUUCUCUUCAUCUUGCUUUCUCCACCAAGAAACUUGUAAGUUAAAUUUUAUAUCCAAGCACUAUGGCUUAAAUGAUUAAAAACAGUUGUUAAAAUAGCGUAGUUUAAUCACAUGCCUUAUCUGCUGUAAAUGUGGUUGUAUCAUACGGGAGCAACGACAGCUGGGAUGACCAUGGAUUUAAGCAGCUUUAGGUAUGUUUAAGGCAAAUACAAAAGGAGAGAGCCUCUUCACUCAAGAUCUAAGACAUUAGCAAAUUUCCCUAGAUUUUAGGCUAAAAGGUUAUAUUUUGACCAAAUCUUACUCAGAAUCCUCUUUAUUAACAUAUCAUUAAAUAAGACUAAAUAUUUUGACAGGUGCAUCUCUCUAUUACCCAUUUCCACAAAUAUAAAAACAUUGGCAAAAUUGUAAAUGUUGUCUCAGUGACUCAUGGACCUAGGGAAUGGCCCAUAUCUAACUGAAUGCUUUCCUUCGCAUAGGAUGUUCAGCAAUGGUCAAAAAAGAGCAUCUCAGUCAUAAUGAGAGGUUUACUGGGGCUCUGCUUCUUACAGGGAGUAGAUGAUCCUGACUCUGAUCUUUAAUUUCUGCAUCUUAACUCUCCUAAUACAUUCGGCCAAUGAGUUAAUAGCAAUCAGAACAGCAUUCUUCAACACAACAGAAUUCUUCAGGAUUCACUUAAUUUUUCGUAACGAAGGAUUCAUCUCUGGGAAAACACAACUGACAAUAUUAAAAAAUAGUUUGAGAUAAAAUGGGAGCCACAACUUAGCAAAGUUAUUUUGGACAGGAAAAUUUUCAUGAGAAAGGAAAAAGAAACAGAAGGUUACAUUGGACUAUAAGACUAGAAAGUACUUAUUAAAACUAACUUUUUUAUAUAAUGCCACCCAAGUUUUACUUCAGGAAACAUUAGAAUUUGCUAAAAAUAAGUACCAGAUCCCUUUUAACCCAUGUCAUAUAAAUAUUGCCAAUAGUGAGGUUUUAGGGGUGGAAGAAUAAAUUUUGCUUUGGUUUUUUCUUCCAUUCACAAAAACACAGAGUGGCAUCGUUCUUCAGUAGGACAGAGAUGGUGCAGAGAGAGCUCACGGAGUACAAAGGGGAUGUUUGCUCUCAACUAGUAAUAGAAGAAAUAAAGUGUUGCCAAAUAAUUGUUACUAUGGUAUUUUAUUUCAACUUAAUUUGAUCAGUUUAAGAUAAAUCUCUGGAAAACUUGUUCCUUUUGCCUAUUUAUUGUCACCUUUUUCUGUAGACCCAUUGUGUCACUUGUACAAUUUCCUUGAUGUAAUUUUUACGUUCACUGUUUUAAAGUGAAGCAUGUCUUUUUAACCUGCCUACAUUUUCAUGGAAACUGUAAAAAUAAUGGUCAUCAGUUUUGUACUGAUGUUUCAAUAACUGGAUCAUGUGUGUUAUAUCAACAUCAAAAUAGAUGGACAGCAUAGACAUUUAAUCUUUUAAAUAUUUAAUUGCAUUUUUUCGACCUGUC